Molecule: messenger RNA, 1785 nt
Organism: Ostreococcus tauri
Lineage: Eukaryota; Viridiplantae; Chlorophyta; Mamiellophyceae; Mamiellales; Bathycoccaceae
Product: Parallel beta-helix repeat
Exons: 1
Coding region: 1-1785 (594 amino acids)
Biological process (GO): protein ubiquitination; ubiquitin-dependent protein catabolic process; regulation of apoptotic process
Molecular function (GO): protein binding
Source: RefSeq, a predicted model, not a curated record
AUGGGCGCGCGCGAUGGAGGACUCGGAGGGGACGCGGUGCGGGCGAACGCGUCGAGGCUGUCGGCGCUGGAGGCGUUGCCGAGGGACUGUUUGUUGUACGCGUGCGGGUUCAUGGACGCCGCGAGCGUGGAGACGCUCGGGCGGUGCUCGAGGACGAUGCGAGAGGUGACGCUGGAUGAUUCGCUGUGGAAGACUCUGUGCGAGGCGCGGUGGCGAAUGCGGCCGGCGAAGACGUGGGCGCGGAGCGCGAGACUUCCGUUCGCCUCCACGUUCGGGACGAGCGCGAACGUCGACAGACCGAACGCGCGGAGAGGUGGCGGUGGAUGGCGCUCGGCGUACAGGGAGCGAUAUUCUACGAGAGGUGUCGCGAUAGUCGCGGCGAAGCGCGUUAUUCGAGUCGAUUGUGCCGCUUUGGGCGGCGUCAUGCAAACGAGCGCUUUGCAGCGCGUGAUGAACAACGCACAAGCGGGCGACGUCGUCGAGCUCGGUCCGGGCACGUACGAGGGUUCGCUGACUAUUCCCAGAGGGAUUGAACUCUUGGGCGUGGGUAAGCGCGAGGAGAUUCGCGUCGUGAGCGACGAGCAGCCGGCGCUGAUAACGGCGCGCGCGCUGAACAACUCGCACGGCGCCAGCUCGUUGGUGACAAAUCUCACGCUGUGUCGAAAGAGCUCGACCAAGCGCGGGAGUCUAUCCGGCGAUGGACACCAGGCGUGUGUGUACAUCUCAGAUGGGUCGCGAUUGCGCUUGGAUAGCUGCGACGUGAUCAGCGCGGGCGAAGGCGUCGUGGCGACGGGCACCGACUCCAUCGCGCAAGUGCAUGCGUGCAACAUUAACACCGUGCUAAGCUCCUUCUUAACGACGUCAGGAGGCUCUCUCACGGCGUGUAGGAUCACGGCGGCGAUGACAGGCUCCGAGAGCGGACAUGAGGAUGAAGAGCUGGAUGAAAUUGAAGUCUUGUCCUCAUCUCGCGGGUACAACGGCUUGUUUGCCGCCGUUUCAGCCUUGUCUGGCGACGUCGAGAUCAUGAACAAUCGCAUCGUGAACGGACACGCUCACGGCGUGGUCAUGUUUGACCGCGCGCACGGUGAGAUUCACGAUAAUCUUAUCGCGAAUAACGUCGGCGCGGGCAUUUCGAUCGGUGUGUCGUCCACGGCGAACAUCUCAAACACCAUCGUCGCAAACAACCGCAGCGUCGGCGUCGCCAUGUGCGGUCGGGGUCGCAUUCAGAACUCAGAGGUUCGCGGGAACGCUUUCAACGGGAUCGAUAUCUCUCAGCGAUACACCACUCGAGAUUACUUCACUGCGCACGCGGAUGAGUUCGAUGAAGAACUCGAUCUUGAGGAAGAGUUCUCGGCGUUCUUGAUGGAUUUGGACACCACUAACGAGAGCGAUGACGGAGAAUCUGGGGAGAUUGACGUCAUCGUCGAAGGAUGCCACAUCUUGGCGAAUGCGAACGACGGUGUGUCCGUUUCUGGUGGAGCAAACGUCGAUAUCUUCGGAUCAGAGCUCAGUGGGAACUUUUGCAACCUCGCCAUCGAUCGUGGAAAUGUGAGAUGGAGCCGAGUCACGGCGGAGGGGCACGGAGAACAAAUGGUCGACCUAUCCGACGCGGUGGGCAUACGCAUCGCUGGUAUGCAUUCGACUCUACUUCCGCUUCCCUCUUCGAGACCAGCGACGCCGUUGAAACGCGAGACAUCGCAUGGGAUGAUCAAGUCACCAAAGUUCCGUCGAGUCAUUGACUUUGACAUUCAGGUUCAGGACCAACAGAUCACCAUCGUUACGUGA